Drosophila ananassae is the source of this 1642-nucleotide messenger RNA. RefSeq names its product odorant receptor 23a-like. The record is from RefSeq and is a predicted model, not a curated record. Gene Ontology annotation, biological process: detection of chemical stimulus involved in sensory perception of smell; sensory perception of smell. Bases 387 to 1517 code for a protein of 376 amino acids. NCBI's taxonomy places the organism in Eukaryota, Metazoa, Arthropoda, Insecta, Diptera, Drosophilidae. The transcript is spliced from 2 exons. Gene Ontology annotation, molecular function: odorant binding; olfactory receptor activity. Gene Ontology annotation, cellular component: plasma membrane.
UUUCCAGGUGUUGUGUUCUGCUGACGAAAUUAUAUUUUUACUUGUACUGUAAGAUAAUGACUUAAUUUGCACAUUUAUACUCCAGCCGGGAUUGGUAGAGUAUAAAGAAUUAAAUGGUAUACUUUCUGUAGGUAGACUACUCACAUUUAAACAAUUUAUUCACAUUUUAAAUUUAAUAAAGCCGGACUUUAUAUUGCUUAUUGUACAUUUUGUACAAAAUAUCUGAAGGUCCAAAGAGAUAAUAAAGGAAGAGUAUAUAAAAUCUUACUCAUACUAUUUUUCUUGAAAUUAUUGUUACAAUAAUUACUAUAAUUACUCGGAAAGGUGCCAUAAAAGUCCUUCCCCAUGGUCAACAGGAUUCAGUAAAAGUAGAACAGCUAAGAGAAAUGGAAAUCCUUGGUAAAAGUUAUUUCUGCGACCAAAGGCUUGCCUGGCGAGUUCUGGGGGCCCAGGACCUGAGUGAAGGCCAUUUCCGGGGAUGGGCAAUGGCUUUCCAUUUUUUGGUGGCUUUAGCUUUCCCGAUGCUGGCACUCUCGCUUUUUAGCUACGACUCGACGCUGGAAAACAUUACCAAUUUUAGCCUGACAAUAACAUCACUAGCUACCAUUGUUAAGUUUGGACUUUACACUCGCAGGCUUAGCAACCUGGCGGAAAUGGAAAAUAUCAUCGCCGAAAUGGAUAAGCGAGUGGCAGGCCUGGAACAAAGAAUCUGUCAUCGGUUGAUGAAAAAACGACUGCAUUUUCUUUCCAGGGGUUUUCUAUUAAUAUCUUGUAUUGUAAUUGUCAGUUUGCAAAUGAGUUUUUUGUUCAAAGACAAGCGCUCCUUGCCGUAUCCGUCGUGGUUCCCCUUGGACUGGACGAGUUCCUGGUCUUCGUACAUCGUGGCAGUGGCAUACCAGCAGCUCGUUGUCUUUGUUCAAGUCUUCCAAAAUUAUGUGGGCGAUUCCUUUCCACCGUUGGCUCUAUUCUUGAUUGCUCAGCAGUGCCAACUGUUGAACUUACGCAUAUCUGGAAUCGGAUUUCAGGGCGAAUCAUUGCAGGCCAAUGAGGCGGAGCUCAGGGAAUGCAUCAAGGAUCAGAAGCAGCUCUAUAGGUUAUUGGAUCUCUCCCGGAGUGUGAUCACCUGGCCCAUGUUUGUUCAGUUCAUUGUCAUUGCUAUUAAUGUUGGAGUCACUGUUUUCGGUCUGGUGUUUUAUGUAGAGACCGUCUAUGACCGCAUAUACUACGUGUCUUUUCUGAUUGGCCUUACUCUUGAGACUUAUCCACUGUGCUUCUAUGGAACCAAUAUGGAGAACAGUUUCCAUGAGCUUCACUACGCAGCCUUUCGUUGCAAUUGGGUGGAGCAGAGCCGCAGUUUUCGCAGCACCAUGUUGAUCCUUUCGGAGCGCACAAAGAUGAACCAGCUUCUUCUAGCUGGUGGAUUGGUGCCUAUUCACUUGAGCACCUUCCAGGCCACCUGCAAGGCAGCCUAUUCUUUCUUUACUUUAAUGAGCAACACCAUGAAGCAAGAAACAUAAAUUUACACAAUGCAAGUAAAGUGCGUAUACCAUAGCACAAGCACCGCAUACCCUAGUAUCCAUGUAUGCCGAUCGAAAUUACUGCAUAAUAAAGAAAUGAAUUGAUUAUCGUUGAAAAUCUUCCU